UAGAAAUUAUCGAUAAAAAUUGACUGGAAAUUGUGUGUUUUACCAUCUGAAUAAGUUCACUCUGUUGGCUAACAGUGUGGUGCCCACUGGCCAUCACGACGAUGUGGUGCCCAUCACGAUGAUGUACUUAAGCGACACGGGUCUUAAUCGAUUCGGUUUAUAGAUUUAGUAGGUGGACACAAAGACUAGAGGGAACUUGAUAGGACGGGCGCCUACAUGUACCCUUCAACAGCCGUCGUUCAAUUUUGUAAAUCGAAAACAAAAAGUAUAGAUUUGGCAGCUUAAAUCACUCGCUGAUGGACGCUUCCACAAGACAGAAUCUUACAGGUUGUAAAGUAGUACAGAUAGUCAACAUUCUAUUUUGUGACUUAGAAUAUAGUUUGGUUUUGCGUGAUCCCAACGCAUAGCAGGCCUUUAUGAUGAAGAAAGUUACAGGGACUCCAGUUCAGAAUGUGGCCACAGUCAGGCCCCAGACUUCAAUCUCCAAUGUUGCCACAGUCAGGCCAUUUCAACAUUUGGAUCAGUCAAAGAAAAUUACGGUGCCAGGAAUAGGGACUGGGCGUUACACAGAAGGACUAAAUCUGCAUAUCUCUAUGGAUGGAUCAGUACAAUCAAUGGCUUCCUUAACACAACGCCAUCCCUCUGUAACAUCCCUUUUACCAAACCAAUUAGGUAGACUACAGAUACAACCAGGCAUAGUACAAGGACAAUCAGGUGCUAUCCUUUCACAAAUAGCACAAGUAGUUCAAUCAGGUGCUCUACAGAAUACCAUUAAUGUUGGACCACAAAUGGUACUACAACCCAGCACAGAUAAAGUUUUUAGUGUAGGACAAAUACCCCAAAACAAUUUGAAUUUACAACAGAAUGUAGUAGUACCAAAUUCUCAAAGCUUAUUACCAGGAAGUGGAACAGCAAUUCUGGCACCUACAGGUCAGCAAUAUGUCACACCAACAUUAGGGUUGAUACCCAUUCAACCGCAGGUCCAACAACUCACAAACUCAACUCAGAGCCAGGGGCCUCUUCAUCAAAAUCCUCCUUCUAAGCCUCAAACAUUCUUUAUUCCUUCAUCAGAAUUGCAAAAAUCAAAGGAGCAGCUAUACCCCAUACUCGAUAUUCUUCAAACGUCAGGGGCAACAAUAGGGGCCAAUCAGACCUCAUUAAAUGUCCAAAAGAUGGAUAUCGAUGGCAACGUGCAGCAUAUGGGACAUAUAGUGAAAUCUAGCAAAACAUUGCCUAUAGUCGCAGGAAGUGAAGCUGAAACUGUGGUUCAACCAGUUCAUAAUACACAGGGAAAUCUUAACUCUGUUGUUAAAAGUCCAAACCUAACAUCUUUACUCAGUAAAAUUGAUGAUUCAUCAGUGAAAGAUGGCACUUCUGGGUUUGACCUCUACCAAUGUGUGACCCUUAGAUUCUUCAAUAAGACGGAGUCUUACCUUGUCCCAGUACAGGAGAAUCAACGAACAAUUCAAAUGGUCAUAAACGGGAAAAGUCAGUUCGUGGAAUUAGACAAAAGUAAGUUUGUAAGGAUUGGUAUGAAUGGAAGUAACUCUAAACUUCCACCAGGGAUUAUACACAUUGGGUCUAACAUUAAAGACUCUCCCACAGAAUCUGCGAAUAGCAUUAAUACACCAAAGCUUGAUAUAGCAAAGCCACAAACAAUUAGGCCUUUAUUAAAACCUGCUCCAGUCCUUCCUCCUGAGAAGAGUCUGGCAACAGCUAAGGCUGCUGUACCUGUAUUAAAGAAUGUUACGUUUUCAUCUAAAAAGCCUCCAAUCAAAUCAGGAAAGUGGUGUCCGGUUGAACACUCGAAAUCUGGUAAAACGACUUUGUUGUUCAUUCCUGACAAAAAUCAAUCAAAGGUCAAACCUCCAACAUCGAAGGACCUCAGAAUCGGAUCUAAACCUGGAAAACCUUCUACAUCUGAUCAUAAUAGUGACAGCAAUGAUUUUGGACUGAAAAUUACAAAUGUAUGUAGCCUCAACAAAGACACAGGGGGAAAUGUCCCAGCAGCCCCCACCCCUUCCCAUGAUGCAACUACAGGAGAAAUUAAAACUGAGAAUAAUGAGGUCCUCGCUGAGAUCACUGUUGACGCCAUUGAAAGUGUGGUGGAUCACAUGAAUGAAAAUGAAAAACUUGAAAGAAGAGAUUCUGAUACGGACUCUAACACUGAAGCUCUUGGGGAGGCUGACAUAAGUGAUUCUUCUGAUAACCUGGUCACAACUUCUCUAAAUGGACCUGAGUUUGCAAGGGACAUAUUGGAACACAUAGGAUCUGGAGAUAUCAUGCUUGAAUAUGCUGAUCAGGGUCCAAUGAAUGCUCAGUUGGUGGAGUCCCCUUCUUGUGGUUCAGUUGGAAAGAAACAGAAACCCUCAAAGACCACCAAGCGUAAGUUGACUCCAACAUCCAACGCAUCUAAGGCAAAGAAGAAGAAAAGAAUCGGAGGAGUUCCUGAACUUGAUGCUGAUCCUACCUACAUCCCUGAGCAUGAUGUAUCUCUGGAAACCAGCCACAACUCAGGCUCUGGAAGAAGUACACGAGAGAGACUCACAAGUACCAGCUCAACUGAUUAUAUCAAUCUUGAUGAUGUCAAAGAUGAACCAGUAGAUAUACUAGACUUUGGUACACCAUCAUAUCAACAGACCAAUAGAAUCCCCACUAGAGGAGUAAUCCAGCAGCACCAACAGGAAGAGGUUUACACUGGAACUGAAAUCAAAGAUAUUCGAAUCAAGCUUGAGAAAAUUGAUAAUGUCAUUGGGAAGCAACAAACAAUUUAUCUACCAAAUUAUCCUCAAUUCAAAAAGAAAAGAAAAAAGAGGACUUUGAAACCUAAGCACAGAUAUAAGGUGUUGCUACCAAAGCCAGGAGGAUCUCCUGGGCCUACAUCACCCAGAAACCCCGUAGUCAACGUACUUAAUUCCAGUCAAGGUCCAUUGAAAACAGGAACAAAUCUUUUACAAAGUGGAUGCGUCCUAUAUAAGCUUCCAGACGAAACAGCAGUCUUGCUCCCACUGGGAGAGAUGGGCAGAUUAAAUCAUGAUAAACAAGUUAAUGCGAGGCAUCUUAGUAAAACAGCUCUACAGCAGAUUUGUAGGACGAUUCCUCAAGUGGGUACCUCGUACACAAAUCAACCAUCAAGGAAAGACAGUAGUAAUACAGCAAAUGAUGGCGCGAUGCUGUUGAAACCAUCAUUUAUGGUAGUGCCUCCAUCUCAGAAUCUACCAGGUGGACGCUUACAAGCUACGAUAACUGCGCCCACUUUGAGGUUCAAACUCCCAUCAGCAUUACCAAAACAGAACCAGAGUACCUUACAAGCUGCUCGGAGUAUCCUAAAAUCAUGUUUGAAUCAGCAGACAAGUUCAGCUUCCAGUACCUCAACACAAAACACCACAACACAAAACAAACCAACCAGUCAACCUACAUUAGGUACAGUUGCACUUACAGCUCUUAAUAAUGUCAGGAAAGUGAAUGCUAUGCACACUGGCACUAAUCCUGUUAAACCUGGCCAAGCAGGUGUAUUUUUACCUCCCAAUAAGCUGAUGCUCCCUACUCAUAUGAUUCCUUUUACAAGGACUAAACAAGGUGUGGUUCAACUGCUACAUAAGGCAGAUGAAGGUCAGAAUGACCCAAAUGUCUCUAAUGAGCAGGAGGGAAACAAGGACAACAAUGAAUCAGUGCAACCAUCGUCACAAUCACAACCAUCGUCACAAUCACAACCAUCGUCACAACCUCAGCCUUCAUUGAUUGUGCAGUCGCAAUCAACAGGAACAGCUCCAUCUGUUCUUAAAACACAGUUAUCAACACCUCCAUCCAGUGAUGUCAGUAAUGCCAUAAUUAACCUGGACAAAGUUCUACAUGCAAGUCAAGCACUAGAAAUAACACCACGCCAGGGAAAUGAAACUCCGGUAGCAGAGACAUCUAUAAAUAACAAUUCAAGCUCAGUAGAGAAGCUGGAUUCGACUACGACUGACGAGACAUCUAUAAAACAAAAGGAAAGUCCAACCAUCCAAAAACCCGAAAUGGGAUUUAGACAGAAGGACACAGUCCAGUGUGAAAGGGUGCAAAGGCUGAAAGAGAUGUUGAAAGAGAAAGAAGAAGCUUUAAUAAGAAUGAGACAGUUAAGGCUUGAAAGAGAGAAAAAAGCAAAAGAGGAAAGUGACAGUGAUGAUUAGUCAAAAGGUUGUAUCCAAGUUAUACCUGUAGCCAGAUUUUGCACGAGGGAUCACUUUUUGAAAAAUUCCAGGUUGGUUCACAUUUGACCAUUUU
Owenia fusiformis is the source of this 4263-nucleotide messenger RNA. The record is from the annotation of a GenBank genome assembly. Lineage: Eukaryota; Metazoa; Annelida; Polychaeta; Sabellida; Oweniidae.